This is a messenger RNA of Anthostomella pinea, 1422 nucleotides long. Lineage: Eukaryota; Fungi; Ascomycota; Sordariomycetes; Xylariales; Xylariaceae. The record is from the annotation of a GenBank genome assembly.
AUGGCGACACAAACUCAGACAAUCUCGCUCACAGCCCGGCACGUCGGAUCCGAGUCCGGCACUCCUCCGGCACCGGCGCUCCCGCCCAUUCCCCGCAAGAAGCAAGUCGUGGUGCUCCUCUCCGCCUUCACCACCAUCGCUCUCACAAUAGGCUACAACCAAUGCUUCGGCGUAUUCCAAGAGUACUACCUCUCGCCCAGCCAAAACAUACUGGUUCCAUCUCCAGCCUCACAGGCCUCACCGCGAACAGCGCUGCUCAGUUUCGUAGGCACGCUAUGCUACGGCCUGACCUGGGCCGGCGGCAUUCUCGUCAACCCGGUCAUAUCGCGCAUCGAAGACGGAACAUGGGGUCCGACCGCCACGCCCUCGACUCGCCUGUGGCGCCGUAGGGCCCUGCGGCUGCUGACGCCGAGGACCAUCACCAUGCUGGGCGUGGUCAUGAUGGUGCUCGGAUUCGCGCUGGCCUCCAUGUGCACCUCUAUAUGGCAGCUCCUGCUCACCCAGGGCUUGCUGGUUGGGUUUGGGAUGUCGCUUCUUUACUUCCCGCUGCUGGCACCUGCGCCUGAGUAUUUCACUACUCACCGGGCUACUGCUAUGGGAUUUCUGGCGGCGGUGCCGGCGGCCUUAUAUUCUCACCAGUCAUCCGAGCUUCUCAGCUCUCUGGGCGGUCGUUGGACACUAAGGAUAUUUGCUGGAUUUUACGUGGUCGCUGGGUUGCCAAUCGCCUGGACGGUGCCACGCAGCCGAUUUGCAGGUGUUUCGACUGCAGAAGGACCUGAGAGGCGUAAAAUCCACGUCUCACGGGAUUUGGCCUCAAAACCGACCUUCAUCUUCUCUGCUGUAGCCGCUUUCCUCCAGGCCGCCGGCGCUCAACUUCCACUCGCCUUCAUCCCCUCCUACACCGUAAACCUGGGCCAAACCGCCUUCCAAGGCGCCACCCUCCUCGCCAUCAGCAACGCCAUCAACGCCGUCUCGCGCGUCCUAACCGGCUACGCCGGCGACCGCCUCGGCCGGCAGAACCUAGUCGUCGUGACGCUCUGCCUCUCGGCAGCCAGCGUCUUCGCCUUCUGGCUGACCAGCGUCCUGGCGACCACCACAUCCUCCCUGUCGCUCUGGCUGGCCUUUAUCGUGCUCUACAGCAUCGCCGCCGGCGGGUACUACGCCCUCUUUCCAGCGCUCAUCGCCGAGGUCUUCGGCAUCCGGCAGUAUGCGGCGGUCAAUGCGUCUAUCUUGGUCAUCAGGGGUCUGGGGACUAUGUUUGGGACGCCGGUUGGGGGACAGCUGCUCGGGAGGGGAGAUGGCACGAGGGCGUAUGCUAGUAUUGCGUACUGGGAUGGCGCGCUCUUGAUGGGCGCUAUGGCUUGUUGUGUUGGGGUGCGGUGGGCUGAUGGGAAGGGGAAGGGGUGGAGGUGGGUUGCUUGA